This is a messenger RNA of Aptenodytes forsteri (emperor penguin), 4432 nucleotides long. RefSeq names its product armadillo repeat gene deleted in velocardiofacial syndrome (gene ARVCF). Bases 38 to 2743 code for a protein of 901 amino acids. NCBI's taxonomy places the organism in Eukaryota, Metazoa, Chordata, Aves, Sphenisciformes, Spheniscidae. The record is from RefSeq and is a predicted model, not a curated record. The transcript is spliced from 18 exons. Gene Ontology annotation, cellular component: adherens junction; cytoplasm; nucleus. Gene Ontology annotation, molecular function: cadherin binding. Gene Ontology annotation, biological process: cell-cell adhesion; cell-cell junction assembly.
UCAUAUCAUAUGUGAGUUACGUGAUUCUUGAACGCUCAUGAAAGAGAUGAAGGACCUAGCUUGUACUUCUGAAUCCUAUGUGCAUGAACAAAGCCCCAGUAACCAGACAUCAAUAGCAAUGAUGCAAGAGCCUCAAGAAAUGGUGGAAGAGACAGUUACUGUGGAGGAAGACCCAGGCACUCCCACUUCCCAUGUGUCUAUUGUCACUUCUGAAGAUGGAACCACAAGGAGAACUGAAACCAAGGUUACCAAAAUGGUCAAAACAGUCACCACCAGAACAGUGCGUCAGGUGCCACUUGGGCCUGAUGGCCUGCCAUCAAUGGAUGGCUCGUCUCCCAUGGGCAGCUACACAGAUUCAAUAGACAGAAGGUACAUGAAGAAUGGGGAGCGGUACAUCACACCACAAGCAUCUUCCACGUUAACCAGAUCUUACAACAGCUACAACGAUUCUUACCCUGAAAGCCACGAAGGCCAGUAUCGCCCUUAUAUUGGUCAUGAUGGUUAUGGAGAUCUAUCUGAUAACUAUGGCAGCUUGUCUCGUGGUGUCAACUACCGCCCUCGCUAUGCCUACGUGCCAGGAAACAGUUACAGGCCAGAUGAUGGUAGCUUCACUUUGCCAAGCAGAAGGGAUAACUACGGUCCUGUUGCCCAGCCACAGGUGCCAGUGGGUAGCAACGUUGACUUGAACCGCUCCCAGCCAGAACGCUUCCAGCCAGAACCCUAUGGACUGGAAGAUGAUAACCGCAGCCUUGGAGUAGAUGAUGAAGGAUAUGAACUGGAUCCUGAUUACUCCACUGUGAACCGGAGGACAUCUGCAGGUGUGCCAGAGAGAGGAAGACCUCACAAAGGAAGGGGCUACGAUGACCCCAUCGAGACAGAGAUGGUUGAAGAGAGGAUCCCUUACCUUCAUGGUGGCUACGCAGCACCGCUGGCACAGCCAGAGAGAGGAAGCAUGGCUAGUAUUGACCGUCUGGGGAAGCGCUCCCCCUCUAUUGACAGCAUUCGUAAAGACCCCAGGUGGAGGGACCCUGACCUCCCUGAAGUAAUUGCCAUGCUCAGCCACCCUAUUGAUCCAGUCAAGUCUAAUGCCGCAGCCUACUUGCAGCACUUGUGCUACGAGAAUGAUAAAAUCAAAAAGGACGUGAGGCACCUUAAAGGGAUACCUAUCUUGGUGGGCCUACUUGAUCAUCCGAAGCCAGAGGUCCAUCGUAAAGCCUGCGGGGCUCUCAGAAACAUCUCCUAUGGGAAGGAUAAUGAAAACAAGGUGGCUAUAAAGAACUGUGAUGGGAUCCCUGCAUUGAUCAGACUAUUGCGAAAAACAAAUGACAUGGAAGUGAGAGAGCUAAUUACAGGCACCCUGUGGAACUUGUCCUCCUAUGAGCCCCUGAAGAUGGUCAUCAUCAACCAUGGCCUGCAGACACUUACCAAUGAGGUGAUUAUACCCCAUUCAGGUUGGGAGAGUGAGCCGAAUGAGGACUCUAAGCCUCGCGAUGCUGAGUGGACAACUGUCUUCAAGAACACUUCUGGUUGCUUACGGAAUGUAAGUUCAGAUGGAGCAGAAGCACGCAGAAGACUCAGAGAGUGUGAUGGCUUGGUGGAUGCCCUUCUUCAUGCUCUACAGUCGGCAGUUGGCAAGAAGGAUACGGACAAUAAGUCUGUGGAGAACUGUGUGUGCAUCAUGCGGAACCUUUCCUAUCAUGUCCACAAAGAGGUCCCUGGAGCUGAUAAGUACCAAGAACUAGAUGCCAGUCAGACUACAAGCACGGGAGGCGCUCAGAAGAAGAAGAAAGACGACGCUGGUUGUUUUGGUGGGAAAAAAGCUAAAGAGGAGUGGUUCAAUCAAGGAAAGAAGAAUGGAGAUUUGGACAGGAAUUUUGAUACACUUGAUUUGCCCAAGCGGUCUGAAGCAGCAAAAGGCUUUGAAUUACUGUACCAGCCAGAUGUGGUCCGACUGUACCUCUCCAUCCUCACUGAAAGUCAGAACUUUAACACUCUGGAAGCUGCAGCAGGGGCUUUGCAGAAUCUCAGUGCUGGCAACUGGACGUGGUCCACGUACAUCCGUGCAACAGUGCGGAAGGAGAGAGGCUUACCAGUGCUUGUGGAGCUGCUCCAGUCCGACUCUGACAAGGUUGUGAGGGCUGUGUCAAUUGCCCUGAGAAACCUUUCCAUGGAUCGUCGCAAUAAAGAUCUUAUAGGUAGUUAUGCCAUGGGUGAGCUGGUAAGAAAUUUGCCCAGCAGGCAGCAGAGAUCUGCAAAGAACCUGGAGGAGGAUACAGUGGUUGCAGUGUUGAAUACCAUCCAUGAAAUCAUUACUGACAGCUCAGAAAAUGCAAGGUCUCUGAUCCAGACACAGGGCAUUCAGAAGCUGGUAGCUAUCAGCAAGUCAAGUCAGUCUCCGAGAGAAACAAAAGCAGCAUCUCACGUUCUUCAGAUGAUGUGGAGCUAUAAAGAACUACGAAAUGCCCUGCAGAAGGAUGGGUGGAACAAAUCACACUUCCAGUCUGUUUCUGCAACUCCAAAGAGUUCCAAAGGUACUGCUGGCAGGUCUGGCUAUGACGACAGCACUUUGCCUCUGGUGGAUAAAAGUCAAGAUAAUGAGAAGGCUGGGAGUCGUGAUAUGAUACCUAUGGAUGAACUUGGCCCAGAUGGGUACUCCACCAUCGAUCACCGGGACAAGGAGCGCAAAUACAAGACCAGUGAUAACACAGGGGAUGCCUCGGAGAAAGAACCUUUAAAAGGCUAGAGUCCAACCACAUUUUUUUUUUAAUUGAGGGGGAGAAACAAACAUUGAAUCGACACAGAGGAUCUCAUCAGUCACCACUGCCAUUCAGAUUUGGAGGGCGCUGCAUCACUGACCAGGCUGCAGAUUGUAGGGGGAUGUAGGGAGAAAACACAACUGACGGCCAUUGCCAACCCCGGAGCACCAUGCCUUACAGCGAGACAAUUUGCUUUUUAACUCAGUUACAUUCCCACCAGAAAUAGCCACCACCUCCCCCUCCCUCCCACUCCUGCAAGAAGAAAGAAAGCAAGAGAAGAGAAUCCAAGCUUCCAUCUAGCUGGCUGCGUUCUUAGGUGACUCUUAUGUGUGGAUGGUGCCAAGUAUGAGAAGUGAAGGUCAUGCGGCAUCAAAGACGACAGCUUCACAAGUGAAAGAGAAACUGCAGAAUAUUUGAAAUAAUAUCGUAGGUGUAGCCAUGAAGAUAAUAGCACUUUUCUGGUUCGGGGCUCAUUGUUUUGUUUUUUGUUUUGGGGGAUUUCUUUUGAACUGUGAAUCUAACAUUUUUAAAGGCUUUUUGAAAAAUGUUUAGGUUUUCCUUAUUAUUUCCACAGAAAGUGCAGGAAUGUUGAGUGGGUUUAUUGGAUUUCAAUGAAGGGAGAAAAUGCAGAACAAAAACUAUUAAACGCUGGUCAAAUGAACUGGAGAGUGGAUAACAAAAUUGAUGCAAGCUGUAUAAUCUGCUUUUAGAGUAAGCUAUAUCAAUCACAGUGCUAUAUUAUCAUUAUAAUCUGGUGUAUAAUACUUCUGCCUUUUGAAUUCUGUAAUGGCUCUGUUUUUAUUUCCACAUACUGAAAAGCAGUUUAUUGAAGGUUUCAGUGUUCCUGGUUCAGAAAUCUAUGCUGAGAAAUGGAGUUGGCUGGCUUUUUAUUUUCUUGUUCUCAGAGAUUGCAGUAAGGAGCUUUUACAUUUUAAAUGUACCAGCGUUGCAUUGAUGAUGAUUAACAAUUCCUUUUGCCAUAGCUGUUUAACGCAUUGGAAGAAAAUAGGAGCUUUUUUUGUAGGAUGUCUUAUUUUGAACACGCUAUAAAUUUUAGAUGGGUCUGUCACUUAUAUUUGAUGGCAAAUUUGUCACUAUUGGAUCCAUGUUUGCUUUGGGCUAUAGAUCCUGAUGAAAAAUGCCACAAGGGAACUGGUUUGGCGUUUUUUAAAUCAUCAUCAUCAUGAUUUCUGUGUUCCUUUGGUUUUGUUUUGAGAUUACAUAUUUCAUUUGGUGUGAAAAUCACCCAUGUGCAACGGCUCUCCUCUAAGAUGCCAAGGCCUGCUUUGUGUAAGGGGGAAUUUUUACCUCACGAGAACGUACUCUGCAUAUAUGGUAUCUGGUAAUGCCGUGAACUAAAUGACUUCAGAUCACUGAUUUUCUCCAGGCAUUGGUCAAGGGAGGGCAGCAGAUGAGAAUAGGAAGCAAAUGUCUCACUAGUAGCAUCAGAGGACUUUUGCUGAUUUUAUUUGGUUGCCACUGUUCUUUGAUCGCCACAUUUAGUUUUAAACAAGCUCCUAAAAACGGUGUGACUGGAAAGCACAUUUUUGAAUCUAGCAAACAUCAUUUGCAGUUUUCAGUGCCUGCCGUUUCCUUUGUAAUUAAAAAGGGGAAAUAUCCAACAACCUCACCUCCCCCAAAAUAUUACUGUAAUAGUAAACAUCUAAAAUUUUUGU